This is a messenger RNA of Alternaria burnsii, 1725 nucleotides long. Its product is annotated as polyketide enoylreductase. The record is from RefSeq and is a predicted model, not a curated record. The transcript is spliced from 8 exons. The coding region runs from base 1 to 1725 and encodes 574 amino acids. Lineage: Eukaryota; Fungi; Ascomycota; Dothideomycetes; Pleosporales; Pleosporaceae. Gene Ontology annotation, cellular component: membrane. Gene Ontology annotation, molecular function: oxidoreductase activity, acting on NAD(P)H.
AUGUCGUUACUGGCUCCAACUACUCAACAAAAUGAACGUCCGAGACUGGACGGUAUCUUGCGGAGCGAAUUACACAUGGCAAAUCCUGGCCCACUGGGUUUCGGCAGCUUCGCAACCACACUCAUGACUCUUUCUCUAUCUAUGAUGGGCGUUGGCGACGUUUCGAAUCAAAGUGUGUUCAUUGCAAACCUUUGUUUCUUAGCGGGCAUUGGUCUUCUUAUCAGUGCUCAGUGGGAGAUGGUCAGGGCUUUCUACUAUGGUGGCUAUGGUGUGUUGCUCAUGCCUUCCAUGGGUAUAGUCGAUAGCUAUGGAGGAAAGACCGCCGAGUAUUACAACGCAUUUGGUCUCUAUCUUGGAGUGUGGUCUGUCUUCAACUUCUGUUUCUUCAUAGCUUCUCUCUCGACGAACGUUGCCAACAUCAUCAUAUAUAGCGCUUUGGAAAUUUCCUACAUCCUAAAUUGCGCGGCGAACUUUGCUAUGGCUCAAGAAAAAUGGUCGAUUGGACACACUCUUACUGUUGGGGCUGGCGCCUUUGGUCUGAUCUCUGCUCUUACAGGCUUCUAUGUGCUGGUUCAAGAUCACUUCAUCGCUGUCGCGACCAAAGCCGUAGCCCUCAACCCUGCAGACUGGGAAAUGGUCGAGGAUCAUCCAUCUAAGGGAGCAAUUGGUGGCUAUGGUUAUUCCGGGGUUGUCGAAGAAAUGGGCAACUGCGUGAAGGGUCUGAAGGUCGGCGAUGGAGUAGCUGGAUUUGCGCAAGGCGAAACGCUGGCUGUCCAGUUCGCGAGAUUGUCUGGCGCGAAGGUCUUUGCAACUGCGUCGCUGCCCAAUAUCGACUUCGUUAAGGAACUUGGCGCAGACCAUGUGUUUGACUAUAAGGACCGUUGUUAUGGCGGGAAGAUUCGCAAAGCUAGCAAUGAUGAGUCGAAGCCGGUAUUUGAUUGUAUGGCUGAGCAUGGAAAGGAGAAGAUCUGCGCCACAGCCAUCAGUUCUAAAGGCGGGAAAUACUCUGGGCUUAGCCUUGAGGCGUUGAAUGACCUCCCGCGCCAAGAUGUGAAACAUGGCUGGAAUUUUGGCUAUACGGGACUGGGGCGAGAGGCCUACUUGGAAAACAUCGUCAAGAUACCUGGAAAUGUCAGCUUCGCGCACGCUGCUGUAGCCACUGAUGCCGUCUCUACGGCGUAUCACGCUGUCGUUGUCGAGGGCAACGUCAUGGAGACGUCAACCGUCGCUAUCGUUGGUCUAGGAGGUCUUGGACUCAACGCCUUGGCGAUAGCAGCUGCACGAGGGGCUCAGGUUUAUGGGGUCGACAUCAUUACAUCUAAGUUCGAGAAGGCGAUCUCGAUGGGCGCUAUUCAAUGCGCCACAAGCCUAAGCCAUCUCUCAACCCAACACUUCGAUGUCAUUAUAGACUUCGCUGGUGCUCAGUCGACGGUCGAAGCUGCUGUAACCACGGUAAAGCUUGGAGGCAUCGUUGUGGUGGUUGGAUUAGCCUCGGACACUAUCAAGCUUUCAACAACCGACAUUGUUACCCGAAAUAUCACCAUCAGAGGCUCUACAAGUGCGAGUAUUGAAGACCUACACAAUGUCCUUGGUCUUAUCUCUUCAGGGGUCAUACAGCCCUUGGUAGAAGAGAUAGCUUUCCACGAUAUUCCUAAAGAGCUCGAGCGUCUUAGCUCAAAACAAGUUACUGGGCGUCUUUUUACAGUGCCUGUUCCGGACAUGUAG